UUCUGCAAACUAGGGUUUGAUGAGCUUUCAAGGCUGGGAUCCGGGUUUACGCAGGGAGUUAUGGAUUCGCAGGGGUAUCAAUUACAGGAUCGGGAAGGUUCAGAAACAACAAAGAAUUUUGGGCAAUAAGAUCCGGCGAGAUCAACAAGGAUUAUAUCGAAGAGGGAUACUAAGGAAAUCAAAGGCGAGAUUGGGGUUCUCAAGAAAUCAAGAUAUCCUCUUGGAGGGAAAUGAAGAGUUCAUUGCAGGUGAUGAGGAAUUUCAAAAUCUAACUGAUGGUGAGAUGGAGGAAUUGGAUACUUUACAAGUGGACAAUGAUGGGGUUAUGGAACCGGGUGCUCAGAACAUAGCAGGCGGGGAAGAGGAGAAGAAGAAAGGAACUCGCAAAGCUUUGUUUAAGCCAACCUCGCUGGCGGUAGGAACUUCGAAGAAACUGUUUGUCCAGGCAGUGUUAUCACCAAGGAAAAAGGUUCAGGGUAAGGUAGGAAAGAAGCAGGGAAAAGUCACAAGAAAGAAAGAGGAUAAGGGCCCUUCAAACCCGAUCUUCUUCAUGAUUUUAUAUCCAGUGGAGAGCAGUGAAGUGAUGUCCUGUGUGUUGUUGGUGUUUUGCAAUUUUUUUCCUUUAGUAAUAAGCUCUGUGAGCGUUUUCUUGUUGCUGGUUUUAAUGUUGUUUAGGCAUAGUGUUGGCCUUCUUUUGCUUGCUUGUUAUAAUCGUGAGUUACGGUUAAGGAAUAAAAUGGUUGUUUUGGGUUUAAUUGUAAUUGGUAUUAUGGUAUCUGGUCAAAGUGCGUUAUGUGGUAUGAUGGGUUUACAAUGGAAUCUGGUUCAAGUGUGUAAGCGAUGGGUACUAUGGACUAAAUUGGCAAGCAGCAAACAAGGUCAAAGGUAUGUAAUUUGCUUCAGUCAAAUGAAAUUUUAUAUUGGUCUUGGGGGAGAAAAGAAUAAUUUUGGUAAAUCAGAGAGAAAAAUAAGCGUAUUAUGGUGCUUGGAAGUUCUACUAAGCUUGUAUAAAAGGAAGAUGGAAUCUUUGGUUGCUGACGUUCGUUUGGUUACUAUGGAUACAAUGGAGAUUAAACAAUUAUACCAGAAUGUGGUAUUUAUUUUUUCUGCAGGGAACAAGGAAGCUCAAGAUUUUGCGUUUGUCAAUGGUUUUCAAUCACAUUUUGGUUAUGAUAAUUUGGUUACGGUGGACCCGGUUGGGAAGAGUGGUGGUUUGGCCCUAUUUUACAAUAAUGAGCAGCAGGUCAAGGUUCUAUAUACGAGUAACCGUAUGAUAGAUGUGGAGGCAGAGGUUAAGGGGAAGCGAGUUUUCUUAACUUUUGUGUAUGGUGAUCCUGUCCAAAAGUUAAGAGAACAGGUCUGGGAAAGGCUUACUAGGUAUGGGAUUACAAGAAGCGACCCUUGGUUUAUCAUUGGAGAUCUGAAUGAAAUUACUGGAAAUCAUGAAAAAGAGGGAGGUACUUUACGUAGUGCAGCCUCCUUUGUCCCUUUCAAUAACAUGAUACGGAAUUGUGGAUUAUUAGAGUUCCCGGCUCGGGGAAACAAAAUGUCAUGGCAAGGAAAAAGAGGUAAAGGGAAAGGGGCCACGACAAUCAGAUGUAGAUUGGAUCGUGCAUUAGCAAAUGAGGAUUGGCAUACAAUUUUCCCAGCUUCUUAUACUGAAUAUUUGGGCUUGAUAGGAUCAGAUCAUCGUCCAGUAGUGGCCUUUCUGGAGGACAAGGUACCAAAAAGAAAGGGACAAUUUCGUUUCGAUAAAAGGUGGAUAGGACAAGAGGGACUAAUAGAAUCUAUCACUAGGGGAUGGAAGGAAGAUGAUGGAGAUGAUACGGUGGAUAUUGUUACGAGAAUCAGUAACUGUCGACAUGAGAUGGCUAAAUGGCGGAAGAAUAAUCCGCCAUAUGGGAAGGAAAAAAUAGCAGAUCUUCAAAAGGCUCUUGAAGAGGUUCAAACGGAUGACAAUAGGACCCAAGAGGAAAUCUUGGAGAUAUCGAAAAAACUGCAAGACGCAUAUAAAGAUGAAGAAGAGUAUUGGCAACAGAAAAGCAGGAAUAUGUGGAAUACGGCUGGGGAUCGCAGUACUAAAUUCUAUCAUGCUUUAACUAAGCAACGUAGGGCUCGUAAUAGGAUUGUGGGUCUCUAUGAUGAAGGAGGAAACUGGAUUACGGAGGAGCAAGGGAUUGAGAAGGUAGCUGUUGAUUAUUUUGAUGAUUUAUUUACUACUACCUCUCCCUCAGAAUUUGAUAAUUUUCUGGAAGAGAUUACGCCAACUAUUACGUAUCCGAUGAAUCAAAUGUUGAUAAAGAUGGCGACAGAGGAAGAGGUAAGACAGACCUUGUUUAUGAUGCACCCUGAAAAGGCACCGGGUCCGGAUGGAAUGACUGCUCUGUUCUUUCAGCACUCUUGGCAUAUAAUUAAGAACGAUAUCGUUGAAAUGGUAAAUGAGUUUUUGGUCUCAGGAGAUAUGGAUUCAAGGUUAAAUAUUACUAAUAUUUGUAUGAUACCAAAGACGGAAAGACCGACAAGGAUGACAGAGAUAAGACCUAUAAGUUUGUGUAAUGUUGGAUAUAAGAUUAUAUCGAAAGUCUUAUGCCAGAGAUUGAAACUUUGUCUCCCAAAACUUAUAUCGGAAACCCAAUCGGCUUUUGUGGCAGGAAGGUUGAUUUCCGAUAAUAUUCUUAUCGCUCAGGAAAUGUUUCAUGGACUAAGGACCAAUAAAGCAUGUCAAGGAAAGUUUAUGGCAAUCAAAACGGACAUGAGUAAAGCAUAUGAUAGAGUGGAGUGGGACUUUAUUCAGGCUCUUCUCCAUAAAAUGGGUUUUGAUUCACAUUGGAUAAAAUUAAUGAUGGGGUGUAUAUCAUCAGUGCAGUACCAGGUAUUGUUAAAUGGCCAACCUCGAGGUCUAAUAGUCCCCCAGAGAGGUUUACGCCAAGGGGAUCCCUUAUCGCCCUAUUUAUUUAUUAUGUGUACUGAAGCGUUGAUUGCGAAUAUAAAAAAGGCUGAGAGGGGUAAACAACUUACGGGUAUGAAGGUUGCUAGAGCUUGUCCAUCCAUAUCUCAUUUGCUUUUUGCAGAUGAUAGUCUGUUUUUCUGCAAGGCGCAGAAGGAAGAAUGUCAAACUAUUCUUAGGAUUCUAAAGGAGUAUGAGGCGGUAUCAGGUCAACAAAUAAACUUUCAGAAAUCUUCUAUACAAUUUGGACACAAAAUAGAAGAAGCUAGCAGACAGGAAUUAAGAGAUAUUUUGGGAAUUCAAAAUCUAGGAGGAAUGGGCUCUUACCUGGGAUUACCGGAGAAUAUUGGUGGAUCCAAAAUACAAGUCUUUGGGUUUAUACAGGAAAGGUUGAACAGUAGGGUAAAUGGUUGGACUUUCAAAUUUUUUACUAAAGGUGGAAAGGAGGUGAUCAUUAAAUCCGUGGUAACGGCAUUACCAAAUCAUGUGAUGUCGUGUUAUAGGUUACCAAAGGCGACUGCAAAGAAAUUAACGAGUGCGGUUGCGCAAUUUUGGUGGAGCCCAGGAGGGAGUACAAGAGGCAUGCAUUGGAAAUCUUGGGACAAACUAGUGUUAAGUAAGGAGGAUGGAGGCUUGGACUUCAAAGACCUUACGGAUUUUAAUACGGCAAUGCUUGGAAAGCAGCUAUGGCGACUGAUUGAGAAACCCAAGACUUUAUUCUCACGGGUCUUUAAAGGACGGUACUUUAGGAAUGCUUCACCCAUAGAACCGAUCCGAUCAUACUCUCCGUCGUAUGGCUGGAGGAGUAUUAUCUCUGCUAGAUCUCUGGCACUUCGGACUUUGGUAGAUCCUCAGGAUGUACAAAUUAUUGAAAGUAUACCGCUUAGCAGGAACCGAUUGGAGGAUAGGGAUGGAUGGCAUUUCACAAACAACGGAAAAUAUACGGUGAAGUCAGGAUACCAAGUAGAGAGAGUUUAUCCUGAUAAGGAGAAACCAUUAGCAGUAUUUGGACCUUCAGUUGAUGCUUUGAAAUCAUUUUGCUGGAAAGUAAGAUGCCCACCAAAGCUUAAACAUUUCCUAUGGCAAUUGGUAUCAGGGUGCAUAGCAGUGAGAAAGAAUUUGCAGGCAAGAGGGAUAAAAGGGGACAUAUGUUGUGAUAGGUGCGGCGCUCCCGAAGAAUCCAUAAAUCAUGUGUUUUUUGAGUGUCCACCAGCGCGUCAGGUAUGGGCUCUUUCGCAGAUCCCUUCCAGUCCAGCUAUUUUCCCUUAUCAAGGUCUUUUUACAAAUAUGGAUUAUUUAUUUUGGAGAAUUGAUCCGAAGAUGGAAACUUAUCAGUAUGCUUGGAUUCUAUGGUACAUCUGGAAAGGAAGGAAUAAUAAGGUUUUCAGUAACUUAGAUGUGGAUCCGAGAGAUACUUUGAAACUGGCAGAGACAGAAUCAACACUUUGGAUGGAGGCACAAAACGCAGAUACACAGAAUUUGGUGCGACAAGUUGAGGUAGUACCACAGACGGCAAUACCAGGACGUUGGUGUUUCAUAGAUGGUUCGUGGAAAGACAAAGACAGUUUCUCCGGCCAAGGUUGGUAUAGUACUUUAGAAGGUUUCGACAGUUUGAUGGGAGCACGGAAUGUCAGAGCAAGUCUUUCUCCCCUCCACUCGGAGGUAGAGGCUCUGAUAUGGGCAAUGGAAAACAUUAUUCAUGUACCAAGACAGCAGAAUAUGCAGGCGGAUCGACUAGCACGUAGUGCCAGGACACAACCGUUUUUUGUUGUUCACAUGGAUGCAGAGUUGCCGGCAUGGUUUUCAGUGACCGGAUGA
Raphanus sativus (radish) is the source of this 4765-nucleotide messenger RNA. RefSeq lists its product as uncharacterized. Gene Ontology annotation, molecular function: catalytic activity. The record is from RefSeq and is a predicted model, not a curated record. NCBI's taxonomy places the organism in Eukaryota, Viridiplantae, Streptophyta, Magnoliopsida, Brassicales, Brassicaceae. The coding region runs from base 20 to 4765 and encodes 1581 amino acids. The transcript is spliced from 5 exons.